Molecule: messenger RNA, 357 nt
Organism: Neurospora tetrasperma FGSC 2508
Lineage: Eukaryota; Fungi; Ascomycota; Sordariomycetes; Sordariales; Sordariaceae
Exons: 1
Coding region: 1-357 (118 amino acids)
Source: RefSeq, a predicted model, not a curated record
AUGGAAGAGUUAAAUGACAACCCCCCAGGAAUGCCCAGCUCACCAUUUCCGGUACCUUACAAAGACCUCCCACUCAAGCUGCAGGCGAGCAGGCAUUUUUUGCAAUCUUGUUUCAUGUCCGCCUUUGGAGACAGACGCCAUGCCAAAAAUAGGGGGAGACAGCGCUACGGCCCGGUUACGCUAUACGAAAUCGAAACUCAGCUAUUGUUAUCACCAAUCGUCUUCAACGCCGUCAAGCUCUGUGAUCUUCUCGAUAUCAGCUUCUUUGCAGGGAACGUAUCCGGCGGCCAGAUUGGAGUACCAGUCAACACUGAGGACGACGUGGACGGCUUGGCCAAUAUCUUCAAUGAUGCUUGA